UUCCUCUCCUUUUCCUUCUUUUUGCAUCUCAAGACAUUCUUCCAUUUUUGCAUGUUUAUAUACCCCUUUUUUUUAUGUAGUUGUUUGGUUAAGGUUUAGGGUUUGAUGUUGAUCUUUUUGUGUUGAAUAUUGAAAAAUGUUUGAAAUUGAGGUUGGUAAUGUAUAAACUCCUUAAAGAUUAUACAUAGGGUGAGUGAUGGCUCCUGACAUGUAUAUUUUGAUGUUCAAAUUUGUAGGUUUUCAUAGGCCCGAUGGUGAGGAGGCCUUGCAUCCCCAAUAUGUUGUUUACAUGAAAUUUUUAUUCGUAGGUAGUUGUGAAGCUCAACAUGUGGCGACUCCAUGUAUGACCCUUAAAGCAUCUCAAUCCAAGAAAAGGAAAACUAUUAUUGCCGGAAGCCUCACCACUUACAACAAUAAUCUCAACAUCGAAGACUAUGUACAUAAUGAAGAAGGUGACAAUGGUGGUGCUAAUGAAAAAUACAAUGGGCAUGAAGAUGACGAACAAGCUUGGUGAGGAAGAUCUGGCUACGAGUGGCAUCUAGAAUGUCAACGGUUGAAUUGUGGGGAUGCUCUGAUAUUGUGACAUCGGGUCAGAGGAUUUUUAUAACAUAGGUUUUUUAUAUGGAUUUGGAAUUGUAAAUGUUAUUUUUGGAAACAAUUUGUAAACUCUUGCAUUUCAUUUUUAUU
This is a messenger RNA of Cajanus cajan (pigeon pea), 687 nucleotides long. The record is from RefSeq and is a predicted model, not a curated record. NCBI's taxonomy places the organism in Eukaryota, Viridiplantae, Streptophyta, Magnoliopsida, Fabales, Fabaceae.